This is a messenger RNA of Neltuma alba, 3131 nucleotides long. RefSeq names its product receptor-like protein EIX2. The transcript has a single exon. NCBI's taxonomy places the organism in Eukaryota, Viridiplantae, Streptophyta, Magnoliopsida, Fabales, Fabaceae. The record is from RefSeq and is a predicted model, not a curated record. Gene Ontology annotation, molecular function: protein binding. Bases 1 to 3015 code for a protein of 1004 amino acids.
AUGGGUAAAUCUUUGUGUGUCCAUUUUGCUAUCUUCUUAUUAUUGUCCGAAUUUGCACAUUUAUGCUUGUGUAAAACUUCGAGUGAAAAAUGCUUAGAACGAGAGAAGCAAGCUCUUCUAGAUUUCAAAGCUACCAUUGUUGAUCCAUCAAAUAGGCUUUCUUCUUGGAAUAAUUCCAAUAAUGAUUGUUGCAAUUGGAAUGGAGUGGCUUGUGACAAUCUUACUGGCCAUGUUAUCAAGCUUGAUCUAAAUCCAUGCCGCCGUUCUUGUGACUUCAGCCAACUCGUUCUUGAAGCUUCACACGUUGAUCCGUCUCUUCUGCAACUAGAACGCCUAAGUUACUUGGACUUGAGUCAAAACCAAUUUCAUGCCUCUCCAAUUCCCUUCUUCUUCGCUUCUAUGCAUAAUCUAAGAUAUCUCUCUCUUUCCAAUGCUAAUUUUAGUGGGAAGAUUCCUUAUAAUCUCAGUAAUCUCACCAGCCUAAUCCAUCUCGAUCUCAGCUCCAAUGAUUUCCAAGUCAAUGACAUGAAUUGGCUUUCUGGGCUUCGAUCGCUACAAGAACUUGACAUGAAUGGUAUUGACCUUGGAAAAGCACAUGAUCUAUUCCAGGUACUUUACAAGCUUCCUUCUUUAUCACAGUUAUCUUUAGUUUACUGUGGAAUUCACACAUUGAUCCCUCUUCGCCGCUCUCUUAAUUUCUCCUACAUUCCAAGGGUUCAAGUGUUGUACCUUACUGAUAAUGCAAUAGAUAGUCAAAGUCUAGAUGUUGUUCAAAACAUGACUUCUAUUGGAGUCCUUGACCUUUCUUUCAACACUAUCAGUUCAUUGCCAAUGUGGUUGAGUAAAUUUGAUGGCCUUGAGGAACUAAAUGUUGCUCAAAAUGCACUUUUUGGUCCGUUUCCUCUAGCUCUUCAAAACUCAUCUUCCUUAAGAGUGCUUGAUCUUUCUUCAAACAAUCUUACAGGUUCUGUUCCAUCAUGGUUAGGCGAGUUAAACAACCUUCACAGCCUAUCUCUGGCAUCAAAUAAUCUCACUUCUUUAGAAUCUUCUCUAUCAUUGAUUCUCAGGAACAUGUGUCGUCUGAGAGCUUUAGAUUUCUCAAUGAAUAAGUUCCAAGGAGAGUCAUUUGGAAGUUAUGGGUUAUCUGGUUGCAUUAAGUAUGAUCUAGAGCAACUUGAUUUGAGCUAUAACAAGUUUGAAGACAGUUUGCCUUUUUGGUUGGGGAAACUUGAAAAUCUAAGAGAGAUUCACAUAUCAAUAACCUCAUUCUAUGGUUCCAUUCCCUUAUCUGUGCGAAAAUUGUCACGCUUGACAAGACUUGAUCUUGUUAACAAUCGCUUAAAUGGAUCAAUUCCGAGUAGUCUUGGACAACUUGUGAAUCUAACUUACUUGCGUCUCUCUGGCAAUCAAUUGGAAGGGUCUAUUCCAAAUAGUCUCGCACAACUUGUGGAUUUGAAAGUACUUGAUCUUUCAAAUAAUCAUAUCAAAGGCAUCAUUCCACAAAGUCUUGGUCAGCUUGUAAAUUUGAACCACCUUGUUCUUGCCAAAAAUGAUUUACAUGGAAGCAUCCCAAAGACUUUUAGCCAACUUGUGAAGCUAAUUCAACUAGAUCUUUCUUCAAAUAACUUGAAGGGAGAAAUUUCUACAAUGAAAGAUUGGCCUUCAUUUGAACAACUCAAAAUCUUGAAUCUCUAUGGUAACCAAAUCACCGGAUCAUUGCCUGAAAACAUUGCUGAUAGAAUGCCUAGCUUGGAGUGUUUGCUUCUUGGAAAUAACCUCAUAAAUGGUUCAAUACCAAACUCAUUGUGCCAAAUUGGCACCUUGUAUCAACUUGAUCUCUCAAAGAAUGAAUUGUCUGGAGAAAUUCCAGAUUGUUGGGGGGACAAUCAACAAUGGGAUGAAAUAAACUUGUCAUCCAACAAAUUAUCAGGCGGUUUCCCAAGCACAUUUGGUAAGCUUUCCUCGUUGUUCUGGCUGCAUUUGAACAAUAACAGCCUUCAAGGGGAGCUUCCACUCUCUCUAGGACAUUUAAAAAAAUUGCUAAUUUUGGAUGUUGGUGAUAAUCAAUUUGUCGGAAGUAUACCACCAUGGACUAGGAAAACUUUUCCAUCAGUGAAAAUUCUUAGACUGCGACAAAAUAACUUGAAUGGCAGCAUUCCUUCACAGAUUUGCCAACUCACAUCACUCCAAAUCUUGGACCUUGCAAGUAACAACUUAACAGGUUCGAUACCUGAUUGCAUUGGCAAUCUUAGAGGAAUGACCAAAUCCUCCAUGUCCAAUGUAGCCAAGAUGAAAUUUGAUUUUAACAUUCUUAAAAUUAACUUCAUUGAUGAGUGGCUUACUAAGGAAGUUGAGCAAGUUUUGAAGGGGACAGUUCUUAGUUAUGUCAAAAACCUGAAGUUUGUGGUGAAUAUGGAUUUGUCUGAUAACAAACUGGUAGGAUAUGUUCCUGAAGGAAUAAUGACUCAACUCACAGGAUUGGUUGGCUUAAAUCUCUCACACAAUCAUUUGAAAGGAGAGAUUCCUCAAAGAAUAGGAAACCUUAAAUCACUUGAAUCCCUUGAUAUCUCUUUUAAUAACUUUUUUGGCCAAAUUCCUGGUACUUUCUGUACUAUGUCAUUUUUAAGCUACGUAAACUUGUCAUACAAUAAUCUCUCAGGAACUAUUCCAGUAGGGAACCAGUGUUUGACAUUUAUAGAGGGAUAUAAUAUUUAUGCUGGCAACCCUUAUCUUUGUGGAAUCCCACUUCUGAAUAAGUGUCCUGGCGAUGAUCAAGUUCCUGAAAGAGAAGGCUCCGAAGAGAAAAAUGAUUCUGACAAGGUGUGGUUUUACUUUGUAGUAGCACUUGGUUUUGCAGUUGGCUUUUGGGCUUCCAUUGGAACUUUAGUGCUAAAGAAAAGCUGGAGAUAUGCUUGCUUCCGAAGAGUGGAAUAUGUAGCGGAUGAAAUAUAUGUGACCUUUGUACUUAAAGUUGCAAAGCUGAAGAGAAUGUACAGAAAUUGGGCUGAUGAUUGACACUGUCAUAAUAUGUUUCCUUUUGUAAUUUUGUUUCUUUUAGUCAAUAAAUUAAAUGUUUUAGUAUGUGCGUUGUGGUUGUAAUAACGUGUCUUGUUACUUUAUAUAAUCUUUGU